Messenger RNA from Brassica napus (rape), 589 nucleotides. RefSeq lists its product as uncharacterized. The record is from RefSeq and is a predicted model, not a curated record. Bases 1 to 351 code for a protein of 116 amino acids. Gene Ontology annotation, cellular component: Cul4-RING E3 ubiquitin ligase complex. The transcript has 5 exons. NCBI's taxonomy places the organism in Eukaryota, Viridiplantae, Streptophyta, Magnoliopsida, Brassicales, Brassicaceae. Gene Ontology annotation, biological process: positive regulation of proteasomal ubiquitin-dependent protein catabolic process.
AUGACUGAAACUAUUAACCAUAUUUUCAUGGUUCUGAAGCAACUGGACCAAUUUUUUUUGGAUAUUUACCACACAAACCAGCAAAACAUACUAAUCAGAUCUCUCUCGUUAAAGAAGCAAAAGGGAGAUUCUAGUUCUAAAAAGAGGUCUGCAAAUAAGGCUCUGGACGACAGCAGCUCAGCUAAAAGACCUGCUAAUGUAUCUAGACAAGAAGGGUCAAGCAGUGGUACAGGAGAAAAAGACUUUCAGUCUUUGAUUGUGGAGAAGCUCCGUGCCCUUCUCAAGGAGAAAGGCCUUCCAACAAAAGGAAGAAAGGAUGAGCUCAUUGCGCGUCUGAAGGAUGCCAACUGAAGAUUGAGCAAACGCUCUUGUUAAUGAAUAUAUAUAUAUAUAUAUAUCUUCAGAGGUUUUCUGUUAGGCAAAAAAAGUGAUGAAAAUUAUUGUUGUUCUCUGGUUUUGGCUUUGAGACUGUAGUGGUAUAAACCAAAUGUGUAAUGGUUGAUAGUUUAAUUCCCAUAAAAUAAUUAAUACUACAUUACAUAUAUAAGUAUUGUAUGAAUUUUGUAUGUAAUUUGGACUACGAACAUAA